AUGGGUGACUACCUGUACUCGAGCUCGGUCCUGGCGAACGAUUCGUGCGUGAGCAACGCUUCCUCGCUGCUCGAUACGCUCAGCAUAAACAACCUGCUGAACAUCAAGCACCUGACCGGGGCGGGUACCGGGAGCGGGGCCGACCUUGGGGCCAGCGUCUCGGACGCCCUGGGGACGAUCGUCGGCGAAUCGUCCUCGUCGUCCUCGUCGGUGUCGAUUGGUAGCAAGAACAAUAACGGUGCCAUGUCCGGGAAGCUGUCGGUCGGAGCCGGACUCGCUGGCUCGAACGGUGUGGAGGACGGGCAGGGCGGUGGACUACUGAUGACGUCCAGCGUGGCCUCGUCCAGCUGCGGCGGAGGUGUGCUAGGCUCGGGGCCGGGAACCAUCACGACCGCCAUCUCGUCCGAUGGCUGCUGUCUGACCGGUGCAUCAGGAUCGACGGUUCGCGAGCUCUCGCUAGCGCUCGGUGGUGAUGACGGAACCGUGACCUCGUCGCUCCUGAAUGGAGGCAGCAUUUCUUCGCCCUCGAUCGUCGGUCUCGGCGGAGUCAGUGGAAGCAGUGCGAACGGCAACAACAACAGCUCCGCCAACAGUGGCAACAACAGUGGUAACGGCGGGCUCAGCAACGGCAGUGGAAGCAAUGGGACCGGAGGCGGUUCGAACAGUACGAACAACAAUCUGCUCCUGGAGGCGUCGGCGUCGGCCGACCAGCUCCAGCUGCAAUCGGUGGCGGAGGAACUCAGCCUGAAGGCGGCCGAUCUGAGCUGUCUAAGCUCGGUCACGUCCAACCUGAUGAACGGCUGUCUCGCGCCGAGCGGGCUCGGCUUCGGUGCGACCCCGGACCACUCGAGCCCGUGGUCGACGGGACCGGACGAGGCGGGCCAGGCCGGAUCGAGCGGACACCUGUCGAUGAACGGGUUGGGUGGGUUCCAGAACUUCACCAGCAAUCUCUACAAUGGUGCCGUGGCGGCGGCUGUCGCAGCCACGGCAGCUGCCCAGCAACAGCAGCAGCAACAGCAGCAGCAGCAGCAGCAACAACAACAACAGCAUCAACAACAGCGCCGUGCCAUCACUGCAUCGCACGGAGCCUUUCCGAACCAUCACCACGGCAUCUCACCCAACAGUCUCGCCGUCUCGCACGGUAACGCAAUGCUCCAGCAGCAGCAGCAGCAGCAACAGCAGCAGCAACAGCAGCAGCAGCAAAAUCAGUACAAGAGCUCGUACCCAUCCUGGUCCAAUCCGGGACCCUGGUCACAGCAACAGUCCAGCCAGCAACAGCAGCAACAGCAGCAGCAUCACCACCAGCAGCAACAGCAACAGCAGCAGCAACAGCAGUUGCAUCAGCAGCAGCAACAGAGCGCACUGUCUUCCUGGAACCGGGGCCGCUCCGUGCCGAGCCUGAAUCCGUCCGGGCUGGGGCCGAACGGGCUGCACGCCCGCAAGCCCCCCGUUCACUCCCAAGGCAACCCGUCGCUCUCGCCGUACGGUGGCCUUGGCAACGGGGGCCAUCUGCAGCAGCAGCAGCAGCAAUCUCAUGCCCAUCAUUCUCAGCAGAGCAUGCAGCAUCAGCAGCAGCAUCAGCACCAACACCAGCAGCACCAGCAACACCAUGGCCACCACGGUCACCAUCAGUCGAACGCGCUGCAGCCGCUGCAAUCGAAUCUGGCCAAUUCCCCGUCGCGCUAUCGGCGCAGCACCUCGGCACCGUUUCCGAACAAAACCAAUCUCUCCCAAUCGCUGGGAUCGGCCGGCGGUGGCGGCAGCUCGGGCGGGCCCGGAGUUGGCGGUAGCGGCGGCGGCGGCGGUUGCGGAGCGGGAAUCGGCAGUAUGGGUGGAGGCUUCCCGGGGCCGCUCGACGUUGGCGGAAUCGACGAGAACCGCGAUCCGUUUCUGUCCUCGUAUCAGGACCGCACCGGGCUGAGCAACGGAUUAGAUAUGCGCUCGCUGGAACACUGCCUCAGUGACAUCAUGCGGAACGUGGGCGAGGCCUCGCAGCCGGAUCAUCUGAAAGGUUUUUUGAACUGCAACACCAACACGCUGCAGUCGCUGGCACAGCUACACGGAAAACUUGACUUCCACGAAUUCAUCCCAGGUAAACCCUUCUUCACCGGACUGGACGAGCAUCUGAAUGACGACGAUGGUAAUGGUGGCGGAGGCGGAUUUAUCGGAGGCAAUCAGCUGCAGCUCAACUCGCCGGCCCGAUCAUCGCCGCACUCGAAUGGUUCCGAAACGACGGAACGCUUCUCGCGGAAGGUUUUCGUCGGUGGUCUGCCGCCGGAUAUUGACGAAGAGGAAAUUACCACAUCUUUCAACCAGUAUGGAGACCUUAUCGUUGACUGGCCGCACAAAGCUGAAUCGAAAUCGUACUUUCCACCCAAAGGAUACGCAUUUCUCCUGUUCCAGGAGGAGCGUGGCGUCCAGAAACUUAUCGAAACGUGCGUGCCGGAUGAUGACAAACUCUACAUCACUGUGUCGUCGCCGACGAUCAAGAACAAACCGGUCCAGAUCCGUCCCUGGCGGCUAGCAGAUGCAGACUAUGUACUGGACGCGUCCAUGCCCCUCGAUCCUCGAAAGACCGUCUUCGUCGGCGGUGUACCGAGACCGUUGAAAGCUUAUGAGCUGGCAAUGAUUAUGGAUCGUUUAUAUGGUGGUGUGUGCUACGCUGGAAUCGACACCGACCCGGAGCUGAAGUACCCGAAGGGCGCCGGACGUGUAGCGUUUUCCAACCAGCAAAGCUACAUCGCCGCCAUCUCAGCCCGUUUCGUCCAGCUGCAGCAUGGCGAUAUCGAUAAACGUGUCGAGGUGAAACCGUACGUUUUGGACGAUCAAAUGUGCGACGAGUGUCAUGGCCAGCGCUGUGGUGGCAAAUUUGCUCCAUUUUUCUGUGCCAAUGUCACCUGUCUUCAGUAUUAUUGUGAGCAGUGCUGGGGCUUGAUUCACGCGCGCGAAGGCCGUGAGUAUCACAAGCCCCUCGUCAAGGAAGGUGCCGACCGGCCCCGGGCGGUGCCCUUUCGUUGGUGUUAACGCCAACAGCCUCGAUCAAUAUCAACUGCAACUGCUAGGACGGCGUCGUCGGCGCGGACGGGUGGUGGAGCUGCCGGCCCUUCUUCCAUCGGGGCCCUCGGCUGCACUGGACCCAACCCGUCCCUCGCCAGCGGUCCCAUAUCCGCAGGAGUCUAUUAUAGCGGCAAUGGCUCUAAUUCCGGAUUUUCCGGAUCCUCCAGCUACGUACCACCGCCGCCCUCGUUUCCCUGGACUUCCGGCACUGGAGCCGGUGCCAGUGGAGCGAUCGGACUUCCCGGACUGUCUAAAGCGCGACAACACCACCUAAGCCGACCUCCACCGCUAACGUCGUCAUCGACAUCACCGUCAUCGUCGUCGUCGAACUCGGUGCUCGGUGGUGGGCUCGGUGCAAGCAGCACCUACCAUCAUCUGCGGUUUGGAGCGGCAGCUGGAUCCGGCAGCGGGCUCGGUCCGCUUGCUCCGCCGACCUCGUCGUCCUCGUUUAAUCGUUGCAGUUCCAUUGAUCAGUAUCAACACUCUUCUUCUAUGGCCGUUGGCAGCGGCAGCAGUAGCGGUAGUAACCACCACCAUCAUCAUCACCAUCAUCAUCAUCUCGCUACUGGCGCCACUGCCACCGUGCUCGGUGUUAAGAAGGAAGAUCUUCUCAAGCAACGGCUCGCCAAGCUGCAAUCUAUCACACCAACGCCAAACGUGAGUCCUUAAUCUGCGCAGCGCGAACCAUCACAAGACGCGGUUUCCACAGAACCCCAGAUAUUACUGUUCGCUCUUGAAAAAUAUUGUUUUUUUCUUCUUAUUAUUUUGCAAUUCGUACGACAAAUCGCCACGACAAUGUUUGCAACUUUGUAUAAACUAGAAAUGUAUAAAUUCAUACAAAUAUAAUACUUAUUUGCUACGUUCCUAAUAACGUAUCGAUCUGAUCGAUCGAUGGGCACUACCAAUUGUAAAUUUUUGUUUAUGUUUUCAGUUAUUUUGCUUUAGCAUAAUACUAUGAGCGCUCAGAAAAUCGGUUAGAAACAAACCCACAGCUCUACUCACACGGCCUCAGGCUGACUGGUAGCGUGUUAGAAUAUACUUUUGGAGCUCAUUUCACAGGAAGUACAGAAAAACAACGUUAGUGUAAAGAGAAUUUGUUUCCGCAUCGGACCAGGUGCCUCCAUGAGCAUCGAUGGGUUGCCGGUGCGCAUCGACACAUAAAGGCUUGAGGUCAGUGUAAAUAGUCACCGUUCCAUCAGCAGUCAAAGGCCUCCAAUCCGGUUCUCUCUCGCGUUGAGUGAUUUCAUUCCCUUUACCGUUCGGUAAUGGUGAUAUUCGAGCGCACCGAGAGCACGAACCAAUCUGAAUCGCAAAGAGCAGUUCAGCAAAAAGACAAAGCGUAGCCCAUCGGCAAACGGAUGAAUAAAUCGAUUUUUGUGAUAAUGAAUAAUUGAAGAAACCCAAGAAAAGUAAUAUUUUUUAUAUAGCAAAUUGUGCAAUAACUGCGUAGCGAAACAACAUUUGACUAGCGACUGUCGAAUGUUUAAAUAAAACAGAAAAGAAAUGAUUUAGUA
Messenger RNA from Anopheles bellator, 4571 nucleotides. RefSeq names its product cytoplasmic polyadenylation element-binding protein 3-like. Lineage: Eukaryota; Metazoa; Arthropoda; Insecta; Diptera; Culicidae. The record is from RefSeq and is a predicted model, not a curated record. The transcript has 10 exons. The coding region runs from base 1 to 3024 and encodes 1007 amino acids. Gene Ontology annotation, molecular function: mRNA 3'-UTR binding; translation factor activity, RNA binding; mRNA regulatory element binding translation repressor activity. Gene Ontology annotation, cellular component: nucleus; neuron projection; synapse. Gene Ontology annotation, biological process: negative regulation of cytoplasmic translation.